Messenger RNA from Leucoraja erinaceus (little skate), 11047 nucleotides. RefSeq names its product phosphodiesterase 3B (gene pde3b). The coding region runs from base 99 to 3452 and encodes 1117 amino acids. The record is from RefSeq and is a predicted model, not a curated record. Gene Ontology annotation, molecular function: 3',5'-cyclic-AMP phosphodiesterase activity. The transcript has 16 exons. Gene Ontology annotation, biological process: signal transduction. NCBI's taxonomy places the organism in Eukaryota, Metazoa, Chordata, Chondrichthyes, Rajiformes, Rajidae.
GGAGGAGGAGGCGGGGCCCUUCCACACUCUCAGUGACAGGGAGGGAGGGGGAGGUGGAAGACACCCGAGUGCGCAAUAGGCGACGAGAGCCCUCCAACAUGGCGAUGAGGGAGGAGGGGGAGUCAGCGGCGGGCAAGAGGCCGGAGGAGAGCGGCCGCAACGGCUACGUGAAGAGCUGCGUGAGCCCGCUGCGGCCGGACGGCGGGCUGUCGGUGUGCCGCUGGUGCAGCUGGCAGCGCCUGGGCUUGGCGCGUCGCGGGUUGCCGGCAGCCGGCUGCCGCUGCGGCUGGGGCUGGCUGGGGCUGGGGCUGGGCGGCGGCGGCGGGGCCCUGGCGCUGAUGUUACUCUCUGUGCUGGCCCGCCGCUGCCCCGACUCCCAGCUCGUAUGGUCGUCGCUGCACAGCCUGCAGGCGGCCUGUGCCGCCGCCUUCCAUUCGCUCAGCCCGCUCUUCAGCAUCUGCUGCGCCUUCUUCUGGCUCACGUUCUACCUGAGGAAGAGCCGGAGGGACAGCAGCACGGCGUGGCUGCUGGCACUGCCACCAUGUUGCUACCUCGGGGACUUUGUGGUGGUGCAGGUGGUGCUGGGCGAGGAGCGGCUGCUUCUCUGCAGGUUGCUGGCCCCGGCCGCCGUGCUCGGCUGCGUGGGAUUGUUGACACUACUCUCCACUCUGAAAGUGAAGCAGAGCGUCCUGAUCCUACUCUUCUCCAGCGUGGUCCGCCUGGCCUCCAUCACCAGCCUGCUCGCCCUGCCUGCUGCCCUGCGACCUCUCUUGGCCUGUGGCGUCGGCAUGCUGGGCGCCGUGGUGGCCGUCUACUUCGAUCACUUGUUUCCUCGGGAAACCCGUCGCAGGACUGCCCCAGAAGAAAAGAUACCGGUGAUUAAACCCCGCAGGAGGUCGAGCUGUGCCUCUUUGGGAGAAACAUCAACCAACUAUUACGGUGGUAGCAAGAUGCCCCGGAGGACGUCUCUGCCUUGCAUAUCGAGAGAGCAGAUGAUCCUAUGGGACUGGGACCUAAAGCAGUGGUUCAGAAGUUAUCAAUAUCAGAAUUCUAGCAGUGGGUGUGGUGUGGAUCUCGCUGUUAUGGGUGAGGCACAGAGCUUGGUUACAGACCUACUUGCUGACCCUUCAGUCCCAUCUAAUAUGGCCUCAUCACUGCGAACUAUCAACAGCCUAAUCGUAUCCCAGCUCACAUACUCGAAUACACACCGACCACGAGUGAACCCCCUUACAUCAUUCUCCGAUUCUUACACCUGUUCAGAAAUGGAGGAUUCAUCAGAUAAAGGGGAAAGAAUGUUUCCAAAGCGUUUGAGAAGAAGUUUACCGACUGGACAGCUAAGAAGGAAUACAGGAACAUGGACAACUACCACAUCAGCAACUGGUUUGCCAACAAUGGAGCCUGCUCCUUUGAGGUGGGAUCGGAACAAUAGCAUGAAACUGCACCUCGAGAGUGGGUCAGUGAGUGGUUUAGGUAUAGGUUCACAAGCAAAUGGACCUUCCAGUUCAAACUUGUUGACGAUUCCCAAAUCUCGAUCUGCAUCCUUAUCUUUAACAUCUCACCACAUUGGACCCAGACGAGCAGGUACCUCUCCUAGUCUCAGUCCUGUGAAUUCCCCAAUUCAUGGACCAGGAGCAGUUACAAGUUUUAACCGGUCACCAGUAGAAUUUCCUGAUACAGCUGAUAUUUUGACCAAACCCACUGUGAUUCUCCAUAAGCCAAUUGGAUACAUGCUUAGUUCUCCAGACUUUCAACAAUCAGUUAGAAGCUCAAUACUCUGCAGCAGUUGUGGCCGAUAUGUGGCUCGACCUGUUCAAAAUACCGAUUUGCAAACUGUUGCAGAAUCACCACAUGUCAAGAGAACAGAUGGAAAUAAUGAAAAUGCUGCUGGUAGCAAUGAAUCAAAACACUCAAAAGAUACAGUGGGAGCAGAAGGUGAUGAGCAACUCGAAAACAAAGCAUCCAAGAACUUUACAAAUCAUGAUGAUCAGCUCAUUGAGGGACAGGAUAAUAAAUCUGGGGAGCCAGACAUUUUGGUUGACCCAACAGAUACACAAAGCACAGGGCGGUGCAUGGAUAAGCUAAAUAGUUGGAAUUUUCCCAUUUUCGAACUUGUGGAAAUGACAGGAGGACAAUCUGGAAGAAUACUUAGUCAGGUCAUUUAUUCCCUGUUUCUUGAUACUGGCUUAUUUGACCUUUUCAAAAUCCCUGUUCGGGAGUUUAUUAACUAUUUUAGUGCACUGGAGAAUGGUUAUCGUGACAUUCCUUAUCACAACCGAGUCCAUGCCACUGACGUGCUUCAUGCUGUUUGGUACUUAACAACAAGACCCAUUCCUGGAUUCCAGCAAAUAAACAGUGAUCAUGUCACAGGAAGUGACACAGAUUCUGACAGUGGAAUAUCUCCAGGCCGGAUUGCCUAUAUAUUUUCCAGAAGUUGUACUCUUACUGACGACAGCUACAGUUGCCUUGCAUCAAACAUCCCAGCUCUGGAGUUGAUGGCACUUUAUGUUGCAGCUGCCAUGCAUGAUUAUGAUCAUCCUGGGCGUACCAAUGCAUUCUUAGUGGCAACAAAUGCACCUCAAGCUGUCCUGUACAAUGACAGAUCUGUCUUGGAGAAUCAUCAUUCUGCUGCCGCAUGGAACCUAUUUAUGUCUCGUUCGGAGUUCAACUUCUUGGCAAAUCUAGAUCAUGUUGAAUUCAAACGGUUUCGUUUCUUGGUGAUUGAAGCAAUUUUGGCAACUGAUCUGAAAAAACAUUUUGACUUCCUUGCCGAGUUUAACUCCAAGAUAAAUGAAGUUAACAAUCCAGGAAUCGAUUGGACCAAUGAGAAUGAUCGUUUAUUAGUGUGCCAGGUGUGCAUUAAGCUGGCUGAUAUCAACGGUCCCGCCAAGAGAAGGGAACUGCAUCUACAAUGGACAGAAGGCAUUGUCAACGAAUUCUAUGAACAGGGUGAUGAAGAGGCAAGCCUUGGGUUACCGAUUAGCCCUUUUAUGGACCGCUCUUCACCGCAGCUGGCAAGGCUGCAGGAAUCUUUUAUAACACAUAUUGUAGGGCCUCUGUGUAACUCCUAUGAGGCCGCAGGAUUACUGCCAGGUCAGUGGGUGGAUGAAGAGGAUAUUGAUCCGGAAUGCGGCGAGGAUGAUGAUGAUGAUGAGGAUAUGGAAGAUUUCGAAUCUGAAGAUGAAAUUGAUGAUGACGAUCUUGAUCUCCAAAGAAGACAUAGGAGGAAGAGGAAACGGAGACAGAGAGUUUUUUGCCAGAUUAUGCACCACCUAACUGAGAAUCAUAAACUGUGGAAGAAAGUAAUAGAAGAUGAGGAGCAUGAACAGCAACGCAAGUCAGAGCUAAAUCUGCAACAGACAGAUAGUUCAUCCUUACCUCAAACUUCGGAUGACAUCCAGGUAAUUGAAGAAGCGGAUGAGGAGGAAGAGAAGCAACAAGCGGAGGAGCAGUAGUGCUGAGAAGAUGCAAUGCUAAUUAAAUAACAUAGUGCUGACAUUAGAAACUGUUGUACUAUGUUAAAAGGCCUUAUUACUGUGAGAGGGUUCUGGCACUCACCAGGAUCCCAGUCCUAUGCACUUUUGCCCAUGGAAAGGUUUGAGUUUGUAUACCAUGAAUCAAAGCCCAUUGUGCCAUUUGGUGUCGAGAUGUUUUCGUUCUGAUGCUGCCUUGCAGAAUAAAGAGGUGCUCAGUUUCCAUGCGGUACUGGAGGAUGUUGCAAAAACUUCAGCUUAGCAACUGCUGUUACCAAAGUGAACUGAAAGUUUACCAUUUUCCGUUAUUAAGGAGGAAGGUGGAUUUUAAGCAUGUAUCACAUGUCGGGUGGACUUGAAAUCUGCAGGUUGUACCUGUCGGAGGUCAGAAUGGAGUACUGCGGUAAAGAGCCUGUUAUAAGGACCCUUGUUUUUGUUUCUCUCUAAAAUAAUCUGAUUUAAUGCAGGUAACAGAUAUCAAAUCCUUGUCUCAUUAUAUGACUGAAAGAAAUGUUAGAGUGACUGAAAAAUCAAGCUGCAUCAUUUUUCUGAUGUCUUUUAAUGUUGUGUACAAAUUGUCUUGUUUGGUUUUUGUGCUGGAAGUACUCAGAAAUGUGCAGUGGCCAAGCGUUUCAGUUUGCUCAAACUUCACCGUAUCAUUGUUCUGUGAUAGAACACAGGGGUGAUAUUAAUGAUGAAGGGAUUCCCUUUAAUGGUAUAUUGUUUUUUUUUCACUGCAACUCAGGAUCCAUGCAAAGCUACGAGAAGCAAUGCCAUUGGGGGGGACGGUGGGGAAGUCAAUUGACAAGUAAAUACCUUAAUCCAUUUUUAGUUGGAAAGUUAAAUUGAUCUUUCAAGUCAUGUAUCAUAAACAAGCUUCCUCACUUAUGUAUCUGCAUUGCUAGUAAUACAAGUUGGUUAUUGCACAUCAUCAUGCUGAAAGGCUGCUGUGUAUUGCAGUCAGUAUACUAUGGAAAUAGUAUAAUUGCCAUAUGGUUUCAGUAUGAUGGAAUAUGGCAUAUUGUAUAAUAUGUGGUUCCACUAUUAUUUUCCACAAUAUAAAUUCUAGACAUUCCACAAGGGCAUCGUACUGCUCCGAUGUAUUUAUCUGCAAACUCAUCCAGUGUAAAGGUGGUUGCAAAAAAAUGCAUGUACAGCUCUUACACAAUAUUUGUAAAUUAGUUUAGGCUGCGGGUAUGUAACUUUCUUAUGCAGACUGUACAAAAUAGUUACCAACAGUUGUGCACCUUUUUUUCAUACCAAACAGAUGUUUUCAAUUAUGCACAGAUAACUACAUUAUAAAAAAAAAUCAUCUGAAAUCUUUGUAUUAAUGGAUUGUAUCAGAAUGCAUUUGUACAUAUUGAGCAGUUGAUACAAUUAUAGAGACAGUAAUUUCCUUAAGAUGGCUGGAAACUUUACCCAUCACCAUUAGCAAGCAGAUGACCUGUAACACUGACAAAAAAUUGCAUUGUUUCUUAAUUUCUGCAACAAUAGUUUGUGUGCCUUUUUACAGCCACCUACAAUAUUAAUACACUCUACUUCAAAUUUGCUACAAGGUCAUGCUGAACUGUGUCCUCUUAAAUCAGAAUUCUUAAAUUUGUACACCGCUAAUAAGCAUAUGAUGUAUCAGGCUAACUUCUCAGCGACUGAUGCAGGCAAAGGCGAAGGGACUAUAUGGUAGUUGACUGACAAAAUAAGAAAAUAGUGAAUCAGAAUGGAUGCUCCAACCAAAUCUUGUGUUAGCUAUGCACUAAAUGCUAAAAGUUGAACACCUCAUCACAGCACAUUCUGUAUGUAAUUUAUUCCAUUAAAAAACUCAUGAUUUUUAUGUCUGUAUGUAUGUGUAUAUUUUGAUAUAUGCAUAUAUAUACAGUUUGUCCAUUUUGUCUUAAUUGUAUUUAAAUACUUUUAAAAAUGUGACUAGUUACCCACAUUUGCAGAAAAUAUUUCAGUGCAGGAAACUCCUACACCUUUUCUGGUAAUAUUUAUGAUUACUUAGAGCAAGCUAUUUGCUCUAUAAAUUAGUAUGUAAUUUUUAUAUUGUUUUGAGUUUUUUUUUUAAAACACUGCCUACAUUUUACGAUGUUAGAGCCUUUCAAACAAUAGUAAUAUGUUACAUCAUUUUCUUGAAUUUCCUGAAAUUCUUCUUGUAAUCUCUUGGAAAGGAUUUUAUGUACUGGGUUCUCUUAUGGAAAAUAUAAUUUCUCCAUGAUUUUUAAAAGUAGUUCUGUUGCGGGAAUGUAUUGGUUGUGUCUUUCCACAUUCAUCAUAAGAAGUUCAGUUGGUGCCAUGUUAUUGACAUUCAGUUCAUUUCAGCAAGGUGUCGAGCGACACUUUUUUCUGUUGUUUUUAUUUUGUACAUUUAACUUAUCCAAACCUGCCACUGAAUGACAUACCUUGAAUUCCAAUUAUUUUCUUCAAAUUAUAGAGUUAUAUAAUUUACUGAUUUAAUUUCAUCUUUACUUUUCAUGUAAUCAAAUUCGUCCUAAUUCCAUGAAGGAAAUCAAAUCCACACAAUAUACUGUUAAUCGCCCAAGGACUCAAAAGUGCCACAGUAAAGGCCCUGCCCCACUUUCCCGAGUUACUCACAAAUUCUCCUGAGUUUUCCGCUUGAUUCAAACUCGGAGAAUGUCUGUAGAAGUCCAUAGAUAUUUCGUAGUGGCUUGUAAUGACAGCCGUAGGUACUCAGGGCAUCAGGUAAGUUAAGUUGGGACGUUUUUUCAGCAUGUUGAAAAAUGUCCAUGAGUUAAAAAAAGUAGCCCCGAGUAUGUACGGCUGGCAUCUCCGAGUUUGAAUCGAGGGAAAAUCUCGGGAGAAUUUGUGAGUAACUCGGGAAGUGGGACAGGGACUUAACUCAGCAGGUCAGGCAGCAUAUCUGGAGAACAUAGAUAUGUGCUGUUUCGGGUCAAGACCCUCCAGGCAGAAGUAUUCCCAGAUCCGCAUUCUACAACACGCACCAGGUCCAUACCAUUUACUGUGCAAGUCUUGCUUUGGUUUGUCUUUCCAAGAUGGAACACCCUACAUUUAUCAGAACUAAGCUCCAUCUGGCAUUCCUCGUCUGUUAGCCCAGUUGAUCAAGAUAGCAUUGCAAUCUUAGAUAAUCUUCUUUACUUUUCACCAUAACAAUAAUUUAAGUAUCAUUCUCAAACUUGCCAACCAUGCAACCUGCAAUUAUAUCCAAAUCGUUAAUAUAAAUAAGGAAUGGCCCAGACACACGACAUGUUUACAGUCUCCCCUCUGAAAAACAACCUACCACCACGCUCUGUCUCCUUUUGCUAGCCAAUUUUGCACCCAAUUGGCAAGCCCACUCUGGAUCUCAUGCGAUCCAUUCUUCCAGAUUAGCCUGACAUAUGGUACCUUGUCAAAGGCCUUGCUGCAGUCAAUGUGGCCAACACUUACCACACUGGCCCCAUCGGUCGUCUUGGUCACCUGAUCAAAACAAUCAAUCAGAUUGGUGAGAGACAAUUUCCCGCACACAAAGCCAUGCUGACCAUCUCCAAUUAGUCCUUGGCUUUCUAAAUGCAUUAGAUCCUGUCUUUCAGAAUGUUGGAAGAUAGGCACAAAAUGCUGGAGUAACAGGCAGCAUCUCUGGAGAGAAUGAAUAGGUGACGUUUCGGGUUAAGACUUCUUCAGAAUGUUAGAAUGCAUUGAACAUUGUUCUUUAGAGUUUAGGCUUUCAAUAUUCAAAGUAGUUAAUUUACUAUGACACCUCUUGACAUGGGAGGCCCAGAUGUUAUUUAAGCAGCAACUAAAGUCUGCUGGAUCAUCUCGAUGCUUCUGCACUGCAAUACCAUUCUAACCCAAGGACGCAAGUAAACGUAGAGUGUGAUAGACGCUUUAGUGUUAUCUUGAUGGAUUGAUGCUGUGUAAAAAUCAAAUCCCUGCCAUCAUAAGUAUGAAAGUCUUUGCUUUGUCACAAAAUAAAUUAAGUGUGCUGAAGAGAAAGUUAUUUCAAGAUCCAAGGAUAUACCCUGACUUGGAGAAACGACACCUCAUUCAUUUGCAGUGCCUGAGCAUUACAGAUAUUGAGAGGAAGAUGUCGGUGAUUGUAAAAUAUAACUAGCAAUGAACAUCAAAGCAAUCACUUGCCAAAAAUGUAAACUUCACAAGUAAGAAUCAGACCAUUACAGGAUAUAUGCAAAUAAGGCAGGUAACUGUCCCUGAUUAAAGUGUCUAUAUUGUUAGUAUAUUUAGAUUGUUUUUGGAUAUAUUAUUAGCAGCACAAACAGUUCCUAUGUCUGAAAGGUAGCUUGGCCUUUUUUUCCCAUCAAGUGGAAUCUGAAGAUAUAACCUGGAUUUUUCCAAGGCCUUAUCCCUUAUGCAUUUAUGUUGCGAGGAAAGAAGCUGUGUUUAAUAUUGACUAUAUCCUUUUUUUGUAAUUUGCUGUCACAUUGUAAACUAUGGAUUGCCUGAAUUAAGACACUGCUGUAUGUUUUGGAGAGAACGGAAGAUUGCAUUGCAAGAGCUAUCUACCGCAAGAACUUAAAAAAAAAAAAAAUUCAUGCAUCAUUUCAUAUAAUUGUUUGAAAAGUAAAUUGAUAAUUAUGUUUCUAUCCUAAGAUGCAUAUUAGUAUCCAGGCAGAAUUGUCUUUCCAGGUCUUUCCAGGUUUGCUUGGAUGAUGCCUGUGUACAGUUCCAAAAUAAAAUAAUUAUAUAGUUAGAACUUCAAGAGCAAUGACAGAAUUGAAGGAUUCAGCAUAUAAGCUGAGCUUGAGUCAUGUAAAAGAUGUUAAAAGACCUUUGGAAAAAAUGUAAUUUGUUAACAAUGUUUAUAAUGUUUAUAUUUAUCUAAAUACGAUAAACAGGUCUGCAGGUAUCUUCAUAUUAUCAUUACCAAGGAGUUUAUUUUAAAGAGAAAAUCUGGAAAAUAUAUCUGUACACUCUCAAAAAUUAGAUUUUUUUCUGACCCAUGGCAAAAACUGGUAAGGCCACAUAAUUGUUAAAUGUAUUUGAAAGAAUGAAGUGCUAUGGAAAGUCAUGAGGAAAAUAUUGCAUAAUGCUAAUUUAAAUAUUUUUCUCACUUGUAGCCUCAAAAUAACCGAGCGGAGACCUAUACUCCAUCUAGAUUUGGAAAUAAAUGGCUGCUUCAACAGUAUCACUUGGCCAGAAUCCAGAAACUCCCUCUUUAAAGGCUUUCUGGAAGUACCGUCAUUGUAUCAGCUCCACUGCUGUAAGAAGUUGGCUUGCCUUUACCUUUUAUGCAGUUACAGGGUUGGAUAGUAAAUGCCGCCCUCACCUCUAACACAAGUUCAAAGAUGAACAAAACAUUAAGAUAACUUAUGCAAUUGAUCUAUCAUUUGGAAAGUUUCCAUCAUUAAUACUAUGCCCACUUUGAUGGUUUGAAAACCAAUAUUUUUAAAGCCAAAGUGAUACAGAUGUUUUUCCUACCUUUUUGAAUCAUUGAGAUUGAAGCAUGAAAUGGAUAUAUGGCAUUUCUUAUCACCAGGAGCUGACCCCAAUAAUAUUUGAAGCCUGACGAACAAAUGUCUAGCCUGUUAUUUCCGAGUCAGGUGCAAACUUAAAGCUGUAUAAUCAAAUCAGUUAACUUUUAGUUUGCUAACUACUGAACUGCAAGCAAAAAUGGAGUAAAUCAGCAAGUGGAUUAGAUCCACUUUGAGCUUUGCUCCAUUUUGUUUUGUAAAUAUUUUCAUAAUAUUAUCUGAAGUUUUGUUUGAAAAGCAGGGAAAUGCAGAUCCUGAAAAUCUGAAAAAACUAUAUUGUAAGUACUUUUAGCAAGUAAAGCACCACCUGUGAAGAAUGAAACAAACUUAACAUUUCAGACAUAACCUUUCAUUUGUUCAGUUCUCAUGUGAGGUCAUUUGAUCACUCCACAUAGACUAAUUCCUUCAUCCCUGGAAUGAGUGAUAGUGCAGUUCCUCUGGCAAAUCUUUCAUCAAGUCAAGUCGUUACUUUUAUUUCUAUAGCACAUUUAAAAAACAACUCUCGUUGGCCAAAGUGCUUUACAUUGGUGGAGGUACUAACGUUAUACAACAUUGGUUCCUAGAUUAAGUACAUACAUAAAUACAGACAUAUAACCCUCCCUCAGAGGACGUCAAGAAAGGCUUGAGAGUAAAGAUGAGUUUUAAGUCUCGACUUAAAGGAGUCGAUGGAGGGGGCAGUUCUGAUGGGAAGAGGGAUGCUGUUCCACAGUCUAGGAGCUGCAACCGCAAAGGCGCGGUCGCCCCUGAGCUUAUGCCUAGACCGCAGGAUGUUCAGUAACCCCAAGUCGGCCGAUCUGAGGGACCUGGAGGCGGUGGUGGGGUAAGCAGACUUUUGUUGUAGGUGGAGACAAGCCCGUUAAGGGCUUUGUAGACAUAAAGAAGGAUCUUGAAAUUUAUUCAGAACCGCACAGGGAGCCAGUGGAGAGAGGCCAGAAUCGGGAUGAUGCGGUCCCUUUUUCGGGUGCCCGUCAGGAGUCUCACUGCGGCGUUUUGGACCAGUUGCAGGCGGAACUGGGAAGAUUGGCUGAUGCCAGUGUAAAGGGAGUUGCAGUAAUCAAGGCGGGAGGAGAUAAAUGUGUGGAUGAUCUUUUGAAGGUCGUCAAACUGGAGGAAUUGUUUUAUUUUAGCUAUCGUCCGAAGCUGGAAGAAGCUAGCUUUUACCACGGCAUUGACUUGUUUGUCAAAUUUCAAUGCUGAGUCAAAUAUCACGCCAAGGUUUUUGACGUAAGGUUUGAGUAAUGGGGUAAGGCUUCCAAGGCUGCCUGCCAUCAUUUUGAUUGAGUCCGAGGGGCCGAGAAAGCUGACCUCAGACUUACUCUCGUUUAGUUGGAGGAAGUUCUGGGCCAUCCAACACUUUAUAUCCUCGAGGCAGUGGAUACGGUUAAGUAGAUUUGAUCAGUUUUUGGGCUUCAGGGGGAGAUAGAGUUGUGUAUCGUCUGCAUUGCAAUGGAAGGUAAUGCCGUGCCUUUGAAUGACUUGGCCUAAGGGGAGCAUAUAUAUGGAGAAGAGAAUGGGGCCAAGGAUGGGACCUUGUGGAACCCCGCAGCACAGGCUUACCAAAACUACUCACUGCUCCAGGCCCAGUCUCAUCAAAAUCUUCUAUAAUUGCGGAGUGAAAUCUAUAGUCCGAGUGGAUUUGAUUAUAUAAAAAAAGGCCAAUAUAUGUUUUUUCUUUCUCCACCAUCACAACCCCACCUUGUUUCUGCAUCAACAGCCACCUGGAAAUGUGACAUUGGUCUCCAGUCAACUCCACUUUACAAAUAGCUGGAGCUCAAAUGCACUUUUCCACAGUACUCUGCUGACUAUAGUUUGCCAACCUGAGAAAGAUCAUUUUAUUCCCACUUUGCUUUUGGUCAGAGAACCAGUUCUCAAGUUGCAUCUGUACAUUAUCCCUUGAUCCAUUUGUUCUAAUUUAUUGUCCACUGUGUGGACAUUUAUCCAAAACCUUCUGAAAAUCUCAUUAAUUUGUUGCUUGUAUAUUCUGCUAGAUCUUUAAUAUACUGGAGCUCCAGUAAAUCAGUAAAACUAUUUUACUUGCCCAAUUUUGUGCAGACUGCUCUCAAUCUUAGAUUUUUAACUGUUCAGAAAUUGUGACUCCAGCCACUCCCUCAUCACUAAUACACAAGGUUAACAGGU